Messenger RNA from Octodon degus (degu), 2184 nucleotides. RefSeq names its product C-type lectin domain containing 5A (gene Clec5a). The record is from RefSeq and is a predicted model, not a curated record. Gene Ontology annotation, molecular function: virus receptor activity. Bases 146 to 718 code for a protein of 190 amino acids. The transcript is spliced from 7 exons. Lineage: Eukaryota; Metazoa; Chordata; Mammalia; Rodentia; Octodontidae. Gene Ontology annotation, biological process: innate immune response.
GACAGAUUGUGGAGAAAGAAGGGCACUUCCUGAGCAGAAGCAUACUAUCAAGAGACAGGCCCAAAUCCACUGUACCAACCCUUAACCCCCCAUCUGUAGGACAUUCCAGCCUUCCGGUAAAAGAGGCUCCCAAAUUCCCUUCAUAAUGAACUGGCACCUGAUAAUCUCUGUGCUUAUUAUAGUGGUGCUUAAAGCUGUUGGAGUGACCUUAUUUCUGCUGCAUUUCCCACAGACUUUUUGGAAAAGUAAUGAUGGCAUCAUUCCUACUGGGAGCUACGGAGCAGAUAAUGUGCAUAAUGUCUCAGAGAUUUUUGGGAGCAGCACUAACAACAUCAUUCCCACGAGGAGCUAUGGAACAGUCUGCCCCCCAUAUUGGAAGAAAUUCCAUCAAAGAUGUUUCUUCUUAUCUACCUCUGAAUUAACUUGGAACAACAGUAGGGAUGAUUGUGCAAAAAGAGGAUCCACUUUGGCAAUUGUUGACACGCCAGAUAAACAGAAAUAUCUCCAAGAUGAAGCUGGUCCUGAGAAGUACUUUAUUGGCUUAAUGUAUAAGCCUGCAGAGAAAAUGUGGCGCUGGAUCAACAAAUCUGUGUUCAAUGGCAAUGUUACCAACAAGAAUCAGAACUUCAACUGUGUCACCAUAGGCCUGUCAACAACAAUGGACGCUGCAUCCUGUGAUGUCCCCUACCGCUGGAUCUGUGAGAUUAUUCCUAAAUGAUGACAGUCUUCUUUGACAAGAACCAAUAUACUUACAGACACAGCAAAAGAGAAUGGCUACAAUUGGGACUGGUACAGGAAACACAGAACAUCAAGUCAGGGUGUCAGCCUGCCACAGGUUACUGGCAGAGUGCCUAAUGAAUCCACAGGGCUAAUGCACUUCCCCUUCACGCCAUGAAAACUUCUCAGUCCUGAGCCACCCAUGACCGCAGCCUAAACUGCAUUUCCUGCAAGAGCUGAAAUUGACUCUGUGGAACCUCACAGUUCAUCUAUUCUGUGAUUUGUUUAUGUAUCUGUCCACCAGUAGAGGUCCUUACCUGUUUAGGAAAAUGAGCUUCUGUACUCUGCUUUGAGGGACUGGAUGCUAAUCACCUCCAGGAGACAGAGCCAGUUUUAUGGAAACAACACUGGUGACAGGGAAAUGACAUCUGUUUCUAUAGAACUGAGCAUUCCUGACUGAUCCACAGGGUCUGUCCUGUUAAAGUUUGUUUCAUGCACAGAGCACAUGACCAUGCUACCAGAGAGAAACUGCAGACUGGGCAGUCAUGAGCAUUAUUUAAAUGGUAGAAUCAAUCACUAGGAAAGGGAUGAACUCAGGCUCUGUACCCUUAUCUCUAUUGCCAAGAGACCCUUAUUCACAUGCCUCUACCAAAACCAAAAAAAGUAGAUGCUCUUUGUCUACAUUGGGGCCAAGACUUGAGGGCAUUUAUAGCUCAUAGAACUGAGCUUGGAACAGAAAGAACAUUGCUGAUAGGACUGGGGAAGGAUCCAGACAGGACAGGAAUCUGUUCAAGAGUUCCCUCUGAAGAGAAUUAGAUGUCACCAUGGCUAAGCAAACCAGAUCUCUGCUUAACAUAGCCCUGAGGAGACACUCAAGCUAAAAAUUUUCUUGUUCUGGUAUGAAACUCAAUGAUAGCAUAUAUAACUCAUGUGUAAUAAAAAUUUGGGCAGGCAGAUUCCUUUCGAUGUGCAGGCUCUGAUGCCCUAGCAGUACUUAAAAAUUUUAAGGCUUGAGGAUCUUUUAGACUUCGAUGGCCACAAAACAUUCUUUCAGUACUAGAGAGACCCUAACAACAGGUUCUGACCCAAAGAAGCCUUGCCAUUAGUUGGCAUUAUACUGGUCCUGCUAGCCAAAGAAUAAGAAUAGUAGGUAGAGGCAAGAAAUAAGCAUGGAAAGAAAGAAAUUACCAGGGACAAAGGAAAAUAAUAUAAGAAAUGGGAGUUCAUUUUUCCAUAGCGGAAGAAAAAAUAAAGUAGUGAAAUAGGUGGAAUACUUUGGUCAUUUUCUCCAUGGAAAAGAAGAUAGUAGCUACACAUACACCUUAGAAUACACAAAAUAGAAAAAGAUGUUCCUUGUAUGUCCUGAGUAGCAAGAGUUAAACCAUAGGAAUGGCUACAAAAUCUACUGGAAAUCAGUCACCUGAGUGAUCACUUUACCAUUUCCAUCAUUAACAAUGUGCUUCAAUA